Arabis nemorensis is the source of this 600-nucleotide messenger RNA. The record is from the annotation of a GenBank genome assembly. NCBI's taxonomy places the organism in Eukaryota, Viridiplantae, Streptophyta, Magnoliopsida, Brassicales, Brassicaceae.
AUGGCUAUGGCGACUCGUGCGAUUCGAUGUCAGUUACCGUCGUUGAUUACCAGAUGCGAUUCAUCGGAACCGAUUAAGCAGAUCCAGAUCCAGCAGCGACCGAGAGGCAGCGAUUUAGCCGAGAACGGGAAGAUCCUGCUUCAGCCGAGGCUUUGCACGUUGAGAUCUUACGGAUCUGAGAUGGUUGUAGCUAGAAAAGAUGGCGGAUAUGGCGGAGGAGGAGGAUCUGAGACGGAGAUAGCUUCGCCGUUUUUCGAAACGCUUACUGAUUACAUAGAGAGUUCGAAGAAGAGUCAGGAUUUUGAAACCAUCUCUGGUCGACUCGCUAUGAUUGUUUUCGCGGCGACUGUAGCGGAGGAGGUUGUUACGGGGAACUCAUUGUUCAAGAAACUUGACGUGGAAGGAUUGAGUGAAGCCAUUGGAGCUGGUCUUGGAGCUAUGGGGUUCGCAGCUAUAUUCGCUUGGUUAACGAUUUCUCGUAACCGAGUUGGACGGAUCUUCACAGUGAGUUGCAACUCGUUCAUUGACUCGUUGGUUGAUCAGAUCGUUGAUGGCUUGUUCUACGACACUGAACCUAGUGAUUGGUCCGACGAAAUUUAA